This is a messenger RNA of Dipodomys spectabilis (banner-tailed kangaroo rat), 3213 nucleotides long. RefSeq names its product GTP binding protein 2 (gene Gtpbp2). The record is from RefSeq and is a predicted model, not a curated record. The transcript is spliced from 12 exons. The coding region runs from base 65 to 1873 and encodes 602 amino acids. Gene Ontology annotation, biological process: translational elongation. NCBI's taxonomy places the organism in Eukaryota, Metazoa, Chordata, Mammalia, Rodentia, Heteromyidae. Gene Ontology annotation, molecular function: translation elongation factor activity; GTP binding; GTPase activity.
GGCGGCAGCGGCGGCGGCGGUGGGGGGGAGGGGUCGGGCGGGGGGGGCCUGGUGGCCGCGGCGGAUGGACUCGCGGGUAUCGGAGCUGUUCGGCGGCUGCUGCCGGCCCGGAGCGGGUCCGGCCAUGGGCGGGACCCUCAAAGCUAGGGCAGUCGGCAGCGGCGGUAGUGGCUGCGGGGGCCAGAAGGGGAAGAAGAAGAACGGAAGGAACAGAGGGGGCAAAGCCAACAACCCCCCGUACCUCCCCCCCGAGGCUGAAGAUGGAAACAUUGAAUAUAAACUGAAGCUGGUGAAUCCGUCCCAGUACCGCUUUGAGCACCUGGUGACACAAAUGAAGUGGCGACUUCAGGAGGGGCGUGGAGAGGCUGUCUACCAGAUUGGGGUAGAGGACAAUGGGCUGCUGGUGGGCCUGGCUGAGGAGGAGAUGCGGGCCUCUCUCAAGACCCUGCACCGAAUGGCAGAGAAGGUUGGGGCAGACAUCACUGUUCUUCGGGAGCGAGAAGUGGAUUAUGACAGUGACAUGCCCCGGAAGAUCACUGAGGUGCUGGUACGAAAGGUCCCUGACAACCAGCAGUUCCUGGACCUCCGUGUGGCUGUCUUGGGGAAUGUGGACUCAGGAAAAUCAACCCUGCUUGGGGUCCUGACCCAAGGAGAGCUGGACAAUGGGCGGGGCCGGGCUCGACUCAACCUUUUCCGCCACCUGCACGAGAUUCAGUCUGGUCGAACCUCCAGCAUCAGCUUCGAGAUCCUGGGCUUUAACAGCAAGGGAGAGGUGGUGAAUUACAGCGACUCACGGACGGCAGAAGAGAUCUGCGAGAGCAGCUCCAAGAUGAUCACCUUCAUCGACCUGGCAGGCCACCAUAAGUACCUGCACACCACCAUCUUCGGCCUCACCUCCUACUGCCCAGACUGCGCCCUGCUCCUCGUCAGUGCUAACACGGGGAUUGCUGGCACUACAAGGGAACAUCUGGGGCUGGCCCUGGCCCUGAAAGUGCCCUUCUUCAUCGUGGUCAGUAAAGUGGACCUCUGUGCCAAGACCACAGUGGAGAGGACAGUACGCCAGCUGGAGCGGGUCCUCAAGCAGCCUGGCUGCCACAAGGUCCCCAUGUUGGUCACCUCUGAGGACGAUGCUGUCACUGCUGCCCAGCAGUUUGCCCAGUCACCCAAUGUCACCCCUAUCUUCACACUGUCCAGUGUGUCGGGGGAGAGUCUGGACCUUCUCAAAGUCUUCUUGAACAUCCUGCCACCGCUCACCAACAGCAAAGAGCAGGAGGAACUCAUGCAGCAGUUGACAGAAUUCCAGGUAGAUGAGAUCUACACAGUACCAGAAGUGGGGACUGUUGUUGGCGGGACACUUGCCAGUGGGAUUUGCCGUGAGGGCGACCAGCUGGUGGUGGGCCCUACGGACGAUGGCCGCUUCCUGGAGCUGAAAGUAUGCAGCAUCCAGCGCAACCGCUCUGCCUGUCGAGUGCUGCGAGCUGGUCAGGCUGCUACACUGGCCCUUGGGGACUUUGACCGUGCAUUGCUUCGAAAGGGCAUGGUGAUGGUGAGCCCUGAGAUGAACCCCACCAUCUGCUCAGUGUUUGAGGCAGAGAUAGUCCUACUGUUCCAUGCCACUACCUUCCGGCGAGGAUUCCAGGUGACAGUACACGUGGGCAAUGUUCGCCAGACAGCAGUGGUGGAAAAGAUCCAUGCGAAGGACAAGCUACGGACAGGGGAGAAGGCAGUGGUGCGUUUCCGCUUCCUGAAACACCCAGAGUACCUGAAGGUGGGCGCCAAACUGCUGUUCCGGGAGGGUGUCACCAAGGGCAUCGGCCAUGUCACCGAUGUGCAAGCCAUUUCAGCAGGAGCACAGGCCAACAUGGGCUUCUGAGUCUUCCCAGCAGGAUAGCUCUAUUGCUGUCGCUACAAUAUAAGGUGACUUCCGGCCCUGCUGCCCGCUGUUGGCGGCUGUGUGUGUUCAUAGGCUAGGGAGAGGGACGCUCUCUGCCACUCGCUUCCUGACAGCUUUCAGGAGAAGUGUGAAGCUUGGUGUGGCCACCAGGGAGGGGCAGAACUGACUGAGGGGAAGACAUUUCAGGGGAGUGCUCAGCAGCUGCGAGCCUACCUGGCUGGCCCAUCAACCCUGCAGACCUGUGGCCCAUCUACUGGAGGGAGCAGACUACCGCCACUGUGGCCCACCAUCAGGACUGGGCAUGACCAGUGUGGUCCCUGCCCUUCAGGAAUCGUACAACUGGGGGUGGCCCUCAGAAGCACUCCUUUUUCUAUACCUCUUCUCAAGACCAUUGCCCAUCUCUACCUGACUGGACAAAAACCAUUGCUCCUGGCCAUCUUGGUGGCCCCAGAGUCUGAAGAACAGGAUAGAGGGCCAGUGAGCGACAGUGUUCCCACCUUGUGCUGAGACCUAAGGCCUACCUACCCCUCAGCUUCGUUCCCCCUUCUCUCACGGGCCGGACCCCUAGCUCUUCUCACAGGCCCCAUAGGUGCUAUUUGUUGUGCUGGCCCCAGUGUGGGGCUGCCGAGCUAAAGCUUGCCGUGCCAGAGGCCAGCUGCAUGUAAAUCACCUCCUCCUCUCUCUCUGCAGUCACCUGUUGGCUUUCAUGCUGGAUCAAAUCGUACGCUUUGCUCCUCUAGGUUGGCUGGUGGCUGGGGGACCUGACCCCUCACGGUUCUGCAUCUUACCCUCUCCACCCCAUUUUCUGCUCUGACAUAAACUUUUAGUAAUUUGUAGUGAUCAUCCCCUUCCCUCGGUAGCAGGGAACCAGGAGGAAAGGGAAAGAUGGUGCCAUAUUUCCUACUCUUAGGCAUGGACUUUCCUUUCCCUUCGUUAGCGUCCUGGGUUCCCGUGGGCUCAGGGAUUUGUUGGUUGAGAUUUCUCUGCAUAUAUACAUAUAUAAAUGUACAUGUAUAUAUAUUUAAAUACACAUAUAUAUUGUACAGAAUAAAAUGUUUUAUUGAACACACUGUGCUUAUGCUUAAGACACAGGCUCAGCUUGCAGAGUUAGAUUCCUCUCCAGAAUUAGAGGUGAGUGAAUCCACACCAUUCCUGACCUCCCAAAAGGUCCCUUUUCUCAUUUCUUUUGUACUCCCCCACAGGAACAGUGUCCAAUGCUCUAGCUGUGUGUUCUGGUCUGUUUUGCAUCAUUCUUGAGUGAGCAGAGUUAGAAAGCAAACAAAACCAAGGCCUUUUUUUUUUUGGUCAGUUAUGGGGCU